CACCACUCAUACUUCGGCCUUAUGUUGACUGCUUCGCGCUGCAUGCUUCUGUCUAAGAACUGUUCGAAUCCUUCUCGCAGGUUACACUGCUUAGGCAUAAGAGCUGCAUAUUGAGGGUGUAACGUUUGAGCACGGGACUAUGUAAGUACUAAGCUACACUCAUUAAAUACGAGGUACAAGAAGGUACCCGCGUCCAGUAUCGUUUCCGCGCAUAAUAUUGCUCUUGAUGCUCGCUCAAGCACCCCUUCUCGCUUCGUCAAUCCCUCUAUUGUCUAACUCCACGACAACAUUGCCAUCCCCACUAUCCACGACCCAAUCGACGUGCGCUGGAUCUGCACCGCCCACCAAUGUACCUAGCACCACCUUCCCGGUCACCGUCCCUGCACAGCCUGGAGGAACUUCAGGCCCAGUCAUUGGCCAGCCAGCAUGGGACUACACGAAUCUCAACCAAACCAACAAUGGCCCCCUACAUCUCUCCGUCUCAACCACGGGAGGGAAUAAAAGCAGUCUACUUCUCUAUGGUGUGAUGUUGGAGGAUAUCGAUCAUAGCAUCGACGGUGGCCUUUACGCGGAAACAAUUCAGAAUCGCGCGUUUCAGGACCGGACAAUGGAGGGGUGGUAUGCGGUCAAUGGGGCUUGCAUGGGGCUUACGACGGAGUUGCCGCUCUCGGACGCGCUGCCGAACUCGCUGAGAGUGGAGAUGAAAGGGCCAGGAGAAGGCUUCGCGAACGAGGGAUGGUGGGGUCUCUCGGUCCGUCCAGUAGCCUAUAACAUAUCCUUCUGGGCACGAACAUCCAGCGACGUGAAGAACUUCACCGUCAAAACAGCGCUCAUCUCAGCCGCGGACCAAAGCCACGAAUGGGUUUCCACCGAAGUCGCGCUCGCCGGCGGCCCGGACUGGACCUACUACACCGCUACCCUCACACCUGCCAUCGCAGCCCCAGACACUAACAACCUCUUCGUUAUAACAUCGACCUCCUCCCAAUCUGCAACAGUCCAGUUCAACCUCAUAUCCCUCUUCCCGCCGACCUAUAACAACCGCACUAACGGAGUGCGCCCUGACCUCAUGCAAAACCUCCUCGAUCUGAACCUCAAGCACUGCCGCAUCCCUGGUGGCAACAAUCUGGAAGGCCAAACUGUAGCCCGCCGCUGGAAAUGGAACGAAACGAUCGGCCCGCUGACGACUCGCCCGGGCCGGCCGGGCGACUGGGGAUACUACAAUACGGAUGGUAUGGGGCUGUUCGAAUGGUUGACAUUCUGCGAGGAUCUCGUAGGUGCUGAUGGCGGGACAAUUCUAGGCGUGUACGCGGGCUACUCGCUAGGCGGGGAGAGCGUGCCCGAGGAGGCCCUACAGCCGUUCAUCGACGACAUACUCCGCGAGCUAGAAUACGUGCUCGGAGCCCCAGAUUCCGCAUACGGGAGUCUGCGAGUUCGAGAUGGGCGAACCUCACCCUGGAACGUACAAUACAUCGAGAUCGGCAACGAAGACUGGUUCUCCAACACAUAUGCCUACCGCUGGCCCGCCUUCUACCAGGCCCUCAAAGCCACAUACCCAGACAAAACAUUCAUCGCAACAACCACAAAAGGCAUCCAGCUCCCCGCAGGCGUCCAGUUCGACCAGCACUUCUACGGCGACAGCCGCAAUUUCCUCGGCCUGUUUUCCGCAUGGGAUACCUGGCCGCGCGACAACGGCACCGACGUCAUCGUCUCCGAGUACUCCGUCCAGCGCUUCGACAACCAGACCUUCUCGCCCUGGCCGUUCAUGCAGGCCAGCGUCGCCGAGGCCGUCAUGGGCCUCGGCAUCGAGCGCAAUUCCGACGUCGUUAAGACGCAGAUGUAUGCCCCGUUCCUCUCGAAUCUGCACUAUGACCGCGAGGGCAAGCCGCGGCUUAUCUCGUUCGAUGCGGAUCCCGCGCAGACGGUGCUGUCGAGCAGCUACUGGGUGCUGAAACUGCUGGCCAGUACGCAUCCGGCUGAUGCGAGGGUGUUGGAGGUUGAGGGGAGCGUGCCGGUGCAUCCGUUGUAUUGGACGGCGAGUCUGGAUGUGGGUACCGCGGCGGUGUAUGUCAAGGUUGCGAAUGCGGGGGAGGGCGAGCAGGUGGUGAGUACGAAUUUACAGUGCGGGACGGCGAGUGUUGUGGAGGGGGAGAAGCUGGCGCGGAAUACGCCGGAGGAGAAGGGGACUGUGGGGAUUGAGGAGCUGGAGGUGGGUACGGGAGAGGAUGGGGGGAGUCGGGUUACGAUGCCGGGGUGGAGUGUGGCGGUUUUGACGUGUGCUGGCGUGGACGGCUGCCCGAGAGGCAACCUCCCAGAAGCCCCAGGAGCCAGACUGCGACAGCCUACUAGCCUCUAG
Molecule: messenger RNA, 2353 nt
Organism: Trematosphaeria pertusa
Lineage: Eukaryota; Fungi; Ascomycota; Dothideomycetes; Pleosporales; Trematosphaeriaceae
Product: glycoside hydrolase family 51 protein
Exons: 3
Coding region: 227-2353 (708 amino acids)
Biological process (GO): L-arabinose metabolic process
Molecular function (GO): alpha-L-arabinofuranosidase activity
Source: RefSeq, a predicted model, not a curated record